Onychostoma macrolepis is the source of this 2459-nucleotide messenger RNA. RefSeq lists its product as uncharacterized. The coding region runs from base 995 to 1867 and encodes 290 amino acids. The record is from RefSeq and is a predicted model, not a curated record. NCBI's taxonomy places the organism in Eukaryota, Metazoa, Chordata, Actinopteri, Cypriniformes, Cyprinidae. The transcript is spliced from 4 exons.
UUCAGGGUGUGAAAUUGAACACGAGGGCUUCAUAUAGAUGUACUGCUCUAACGAAAUCAUUUCUAUUGGACUCAUUUUAUUAAUUAGCUGUAUUCACCGCCUUUAUGGAUAUUUUAAAGAGGACAUGAGGUUUAGGUGUAAGUUACUGUUCUAACAGAAAUACAAACUGAACGGUUUUUACUUCACCAGUCCUUUUGAACGCACAUUUGAACUUGCCAUGUUUGACCAUACACCGCCGUUUAUUGCGCCAUAUGGCGUUAAUUAUGGCGUUUAUUCGUUGAUGCGGACAUGAGAUUGUCAUAUAGGUCUACUGCUCUAACGAAAUUAACAUUUUGAACAGUUCUUUCUUUACCAGUCCUUUUUAUGGACCCUUAAACUAGCAAUAUGGAACAAAACAAAAUAUGCCGCCUCCUACACCAUUAGCCCAUCUCCUCACUGUUGUUCGUAGUUUUCUCUCCACUGUAACUAUAACUAUAACUAUAACUAUAAGCAUCACGAGCCUCGCUUCAGAAGUGCUUCUGCAUGUGAAGACCUGCUCAGAUGUUUUUCCUCAGGAUGAAAAUAAGAGCGAUAAAAGGGAUGCAAGUUUCAGGAAUGUGUCGCGUCUGCAGAAGCUGUUUUAUUAGCAGCUUUUAAAGUUUCAGCUCGGCGGAAAACAUCUGUUUUUAACUAAACCGGUAAUAAUCCGGCGACGGCGGCUCGCACGCGACUGCACCGGUGAAAGCCGUCAGACCCAGCGCUUUAAAUCUCUAACUAUCGAUGUUAUGUGUUCAGUUUUAUUUAAGGAAACGUAACACUGUAGUAAUGCAAAGUUUGACUCUUUAUUAUUCCUGUGGCUCGCGCGGUGGCGCGGCGCUGGGCGUGGCUUCCACGGAUCUGACCAAUAGUGGCGCUGAGCGCGAGUGAUUGACAGCAGAGCGGCGGAGGGCAGGUAUAAAGUCACCUGUGCGCGCUCAGUGAUGGGAGAGAGGCAUCACGGGAGAGGUCAGAGGUCAUGAUGUCUGCGGUGAGGCUGCUGUCUGCGCUCCUUCUGCUGCUGCCAUGUGCUGCUUCAGUCAGUAUCGACUCCAACAAGGCGAAUGAAUUCCUGUCCAGUUCUCGGCCGAGACGCAGCGCUGAUCCACGCUGGCACAGGCAAAGUCCAGACUUCCAGGCGUAUUACAGAUACUACAGCAGCAUCGGACACACCGAGGGCCUGUACGAGAUCGACCGGAUCCGCAUGCUGUACCAGCAGAUGAGGCACCUGGAGCAGGUCUACGGCCCCAACGCCUCGUACUACCAGAGCAAGCUAGGGGUUCCGGUUCUGCCUCCGCUUCCCAAAUGUGACCCAGCCAAAGACAAGAACUGCAAGCCGGCUCCGCCCCCAGCCGCCGUCAAAGCCCCCGUGGCUCCGCCCACCACGCAGGCUGACGUCGUCUAUCUGUGCAACAGCAAAGACCCGCAGUGCAAGCCGCACAUCGUGUACAUGCCGCGCGGAGCCGUGCCGGUGCUGUGUGACCCGCGAUAUCACCCCACCUGCAAGCUGCAAGGCCCCGCCCCCAACCCCGCCCCCUCCAAGAAAUCCGAUCCGGCCCCGCCCCCUCCACCGGCCCCCAUCGUCUUCAAGGGAAUGGAGUACGACUGCGACCCGUACUGGGACCCGGACUGCCUGAUCGAUCAGCCGCCGCGGGCCGUGAAGGGUAAAGCUCCGCCGCCGGUGCUGGAGGACGACCAGCCGGAGCUGGAGCCGGAGCCGGUGCCGGUGCCAGUGAAGGUGAAACUCCCACACCCGUAUCACGGCCGCCUUUAUCCCUACAACUACCGCUCCGAACUCUACGACCCGCUCCGACACGCGUACCCCGCGGCCGAGACGCCGGACAGCGCCUAGCGUCCCUCGCUUCACUGCUUCAUUCACUGUGUUUGAUGUAAAGCUGAAUAAAGUAUGGAGUGGUUUUCACUGCUGUGAGUGUGUCUUACUGUCGGAGAUGAGGGUCUGUAUUACUGACUGUUACCUAACGGCUAGCUAUCACGUGUGCCUUAAUAACCAAUCACGUUACAGCCUUGACAUCACUGAACUUCAGUCAGAGUUGUGCGACACUUCGUCGCCGUUCACGGAUACCACAGGAAUGAAUGAGAAGUGCCAACUGUGGCAAAAAUCUGUGACUUCUCUUAUAAAACAGCACGGUAAAGUCUAAAAAUAGUUCAAUCAAAAACUAUUGUUUAGUGUAAAACAUGUUGAAGAUUAGCAGAUAGGUUAUUAAAUGAGCCGUUUCCUCUAAAAAGCUGUUUAUUCAGCGUAGUGAAGCAUCUCCUGCGUCGAAUAAAGCCUCCGGUCUUCUUUCCGUUAGCAUUAGCUGCUACGCUGCAGGAAGCAGACGCUCGUGAAGGCCAUUAAACCAGCAGGUCACAGCUUCAUUAGCUGGAGCUUCACAGCUGUUAGCGUUUACCGUUCUGCAGCGUAAGCAACACAUACACACACA